This is a messenger RNA of Sesamum indicum (sesame), 2778 nucleotides long. The record is from RefSeq and is a predicted model, not a curated record. Lineage: Eukaryota; Viridiplantae; Streptophyta; Magnoliopsida; Lamiales; Pedaliaceae.
AGAAAAACUAGCAAACCGCCACCACCUUCUCUCUCUCUCUCUGCACUCUUCAGUACUCUCUCUCUAUAUAUAACCACUUUCUUAGCAAGAAACAGGUGAACUUGUCAGGAAUUGGAAGCGAUUAUUCUGUUUAUUGCAAUAACAACUGUCGAAUCAAUGGCGACUAAGGCGGCUCGAAUGCUCAUCGGAACGAACUUGUCUCCCUCCUUUCUCGAUAUGUUGCGCAGGGGAAGGGUAUACUGCAGCCUCACCACCUGAUCGAUGAACUGGACAACAUUAUCGGCGAAGAUGCUGCCAAAGUGAAACUACGUGACGGUCCCUUUAAUGAAGUCUUGCAGUCUGCUCAGGAAGCAAUAGUUUUACCACCUUUUGUUGCUAUAGCUAUCCGACCGAGGCCCGGCGUCUGGGAGUUUGUUAGAGUCAAUGUGUAUGAACUUAGCGUGGAGGAGUUGACAGUGUCUGAAUAUUUACAUUUCAAAGAAGAACUUGUGGAUGGCCAGUACGAAGACCGCUUUGUUCUUGAACUGGAUUUUGAGCCAUUCAAUGCAUCAUUUCCUCGCCCAACUCGAUCAUCGUCUAUUGGCAACGGGGUCCAAUUUCUCAACCGUCAUCUCUCUUCAAUCAUGUUUCGCAACAAAGAUUCGUUGGAGCCGCUACUUGAUUUCCUUCGGAUGCACAGACAUAAGGGACAUGUGUUAAUGUUGAAUGAUCGGAUUCAACGCAUCUCCAGGCUUGAGUCUGCAUUGACUAAGGCUGAGGAAUACAUUUCUAAACUACCUCCAGACACACCCUAUUCUGAUUUUGAAUAUGUGUUACAGGGAUUCGGUUUUGAGAGAGGUUGGGGAGAUACUGCUGGAAUGGUUCUCGAGAUGAUGCAUCUCCUCUCCGACAUCCUUCAGGCUCCUGAUCCUUCUACUCUCGAAAAAUUUCUUGGUAGAAUACCAAUGGUGUUUAAUGUUGUCAUUUUAUCUGUGCAUGGAUAUUUCGGCCAAGCAAAUGUCCUAGGUUUGCCAGAUACAGGCGGUCAGGUUGUGUAUAUACUAGAUCAACUGCGUGCCUUGGAGAAUGAGAUGAUUCGAAGAAUAGAGAAGCAGGGGCUGAGCAUCACACCUCGAAUUCUAGUUGUUACUCGAUUAAUACCUGAUGCAAAAGGCACCUCGUGCAACCAGCGACUGGAAAGGAUAAGUGGAUGUGAGUUUUCACAUAUCCUACGUAUUCCGUUUAGAACCGAGCACGGAGUUCUUCGCCAAUGGAUUUCAAGAUUUGAUGUCUGGCCCUAUCUUGAGAAGUUUGCGGAGGAUUCGGCAAAUGAAAUUGCUGCCGAGAUGCAGGCUAUACCGGAUCUAAUUAUUGGCAACUACAGUGAUGGAAACCUGGUGGCUUCCUUAUUAUCUCAUAAGAUGGGAGUCACAGAGUGCACCAUUGCGCAUGCCCUGGAAAAAACAAAAUAUCCAGAUUCCGACAUAUAUUGGAAGAAGUUUGACGAGAAGUACCACUUUUCAUGCCAGUUCACUGCCGAUCUACUAGCCAUGAAUCAUUCAGAUUUUAUAAUAACCAGCACAUACCAAGAAAUCGCUGGAACGAAAAAUACUGUAGGCCAGUAUGAGAGCCACUCAUCUUUCACUCUGCCAGGUUUAUACCGUGUCGUCCACGGUAUUGAUGUCUUUGAUCCUAAGUUCAACAUAGUCUCCCCUGGAGCGGAUGAUUGCAUAUACUUUCCAUAUUCAGAGAAGGAAAGAAGACUGACUUCUCUCCAUGAAUCCCUUGAAAAGCUUAUCUAUGAUCCUGAGCAGAAUGCUGAGCACAUUGGUGUAUUGGAGGAUCCAUCAAAGCCCAUAAUCUUCUCCAUGGCGAGGCUCGACCGAGUUAAAAACAUAACAGGACUGGUGGAGCUGUAUGGUAAAAAUACCAAGCUAAGGGAAUUGGCUAAUCUUGUGGUGGUGGCUGGUUACCUAGAUGUAAAACAAUCGAGUGACAGAGAAGAAAUAUCAGAAAUCGAGAAGAUGCAUGCUCUCAUUAAGCAAUACAAUUUGGAAGGCCAGCUGAGAUGGAUAGCAGCACAAACGAAUCGAGCACGCAACGGUGAACUCUACCGCUACAUAGCUGACAAGAGAGGCAUUUUCGUUCAGCCUGCUUUGUAUGAAGCUUUUGGGCUGACGGUGGUUGAGGCGAUGACCUGUGGCCUUCCGACUUUUGCAACCUGCCAUGGAGGUCCGCUGGAGAUUAUCCAAGAUGGUAUAUCAGGGUUCCAUAUAGACCCGUAUCAUCCGGACAAGGCUUCUGUCCUUAUGGCAGAUUUCUUCCAAAAAUGCAGUGAAGAUCCAGAUUACUGGGUCAAUAUAUCUAAAGGAGGUCUUCAAAGAAUCCAGGAGAGGUAUACAUGGAAGAUUUACUCAGAAAGGCUGAUGACAUUGGCCGGCGUAUACGGCUUCUGGAAACACGUAUCGAAGCUGGAGAGGCGUGAAACUCGUCGCUAUCUUGAGAUGUUCUACAUUCUCAAAUUCCGCAACCUGGUAAAAUCUGUUCCUUUGGCUGGGGUUGAUGGUUCAGCUUAGAAGAGUAAUGAGGGUCUGCAGUCAGUGCUCCAGCCAUCAGCUUAAAAUAAGUUCCACAGAGAUGAAUGAAUAACGAGGGUGGUGGUGUUAUGUAUUUGUUUCUUCCCUUUCUCCUGUGGACUGGAUGGAGCAAAUAGUUGGUUCAAUUGCGCUGCUACUUUAAAGAAAGAUUGUAAGAAAUGAUAAAAGUAUGCAGUAUCACUUUUGUGCUGUUAACACUUUA